AUGGAAAAGGUGGCCAUUUGCCUGUUGAUGAUAACCUCGUCUUUGAAGGCCAUGUGCCCCAAGCGAUGCUCAUGCCAAAACGUUUCUCCAUCUUUUACCAUCCUUUGCACCAAGACUGGCCUUCUGUUUGUUCCACCAACUAUUGAUAGACGGACAGCAGAGCUCCGGCUCAUGGACAAUUUUAUUACGACCCUCAGAAGGAAAGACUUUGCUAAUAUGACAGAUCUCAUCCACCUAACACUUUCUAGGAAUACCAUUAGUUUUAUCAUGCCUUAUUCAUUUUUUGACCUUAAAGGCCUCCAUGCCUUGCACUUGGACAGUAACAGGUUAACAUUUAUCAAUGAAGAGCAUUUUAAGGGUUUAAUAAACCUCAGACAUUUGAUUCUGAGCAACAAUCAGCUACAUUACAUAGCUCCAGGGUCAUUUGACGACUUUGUUGACACAUUAGAGGAUUUGGAUUUGUCAUACAACAACCUGAUAGAGUUACCUUGGGAGACCAUUGGAAGACUUUCAACUGUUAACACUAUGGGGUUAGACCACAACCUCAUUGAUUAUGUUCCAGAGGGAAUCUUCUCCAAUCUCCACAAGUUGGCUAGGUUAGAUAUGACCUCAAAUAAGUUAAAGAAGAUUCCACCAGACCCAUUGUUUUCAAGGAUUCCAGUUUAUGCCAAAACAAAAGGUUCUCCAUUAACAUCCUUGGUGCUUAGCUUUGGUGGAAACCCUCUUCAUUGCAACUGUGAGUUAAUGUGGCUUAGGAGACUCACCAGAGAAGAUGACUUAGAGACAUGUGCUUCACCAGCAGAGUUGAUGGGCAAGUAUUUUUGGUCUAUAAAAGAAGAGGAGUUUAUUUGUGAGCCUCCUAUGAUAACCCACAGCUCUUCACGGCAAGUAGUCAUGGAAGGUCAAAAUGUGUCCUUAAAAUGCAAAGCUGUUGGAGAUCCUAACCCUUAUGUACGAUGGAUUUCCCCAGAUGGUAAACUAGUUCCUAACACCACAAGAACUAUAUCUUAUGAAAAUGGAACUUUGGAUAUCCAUACAACUCUGUAUUCCGACAGAGGAAACUUUACAUGUAUAGCAUCAAACGCAGCAGGAGACUCUACAACCAACGUAGAACUCAUUGUUAACCCAUUCCCAAAUCUUGCCAAUAGCACCAAUUUUGAUAAGGAAACAGAGUCUGGGCUCUCAGAUAUACUGACGCCUGCCAAGUCUAGCAUCCCUUCCAAUGAAACAAAACCUCUUCAAGAUAAAAAAGUUGUGAUUGCAGAACUGACUUCAUCCUCUGCUCUUAUCAAAUGGCCUCCCCAGAGUCAUAUCCCUGGGAUAAGGAUGUACCAGAUUCAGUACAACAGUUCGUCAGAUGACAUCCUUGUUUACAGAAUGAUUCCAUCAUCGAGCAAGUCAUUUUUCUUAAAUGAUCUGGUGUCAUCUCGAAAUUAUGACCUCUGUGUUCUUGCGGUGUAUGACGAUGGUUCGACUGCAUUAACUGCAACAAGGAUAAUCGGAUGUGUACAGUUCACCACUGAACAGGAAUACAAGCAGUGCCGUUCUCUUCAUGCCCAAUUCCUUGGUGGAACCAUGAUUAUUAUAAUUGGUGGAAUCAUUGUAGCCUCAGUUCUCGUCUUCAUCUUCAUUCUACUCAUGAAAUACAAAGUAUACAACAAUCACCCAAAAAAUAAGCCAGCCAAGGUGACAAAUGUGUGCUCUCAAACUAAUGGAAGCCAGAGCGGGACAAUGGGACGCUCUUCUUCUAAACUUAAUGAGAGGAGGGACAGUGUUUUGCAGGAGAUCUCAGGAACCUCUGUUAAAGGAAAAACUAUAGUAGACCUUACCGUUGAUGGUGAAAAAGUGACUCUUUCUGAUGCCACAUUUAUAACAAAUGAUGCCAUUUCUCACUAGCAGAGUAGAAUUACUAAUAAGAGAAAUAAGCUCAUCUCUUUUAAGGACAAUCCGAUAUAAAUCGGUUGCGGGCGUUACCGCUAAGGACAAUUUAAUGCAAGAAGCCGUAUUACCGACUUCGCACUUAUUGUCUAUUUUUAAGAUCAGAUGAUUACAACAAAAAAUGCUAUUUUUUUAAUCUGUAAAAAUGGUUCUUGCAUUCUUAACUAUUUUUGGUUUCAAUAUUAUUAAAUAUGAGGUGUGUGAUUUUCGUUAAUUGGUUUUAAUCAAUUGUACGAUUCUUUGGUGGGAUUAUUGGAGAGACAAUAAAUGAGCUCCUAUAUUUUAAGUUA
Molecule: messenger RNA, 2228 nt
Organism: Bombina bombina (fire-bellied toad)
Lineage: Eukaryota; Metazoa; Chordata; Amphibia; Anura; Bombinatoridae
Product: leucine-rich repeat and fibronectin type III domain-containing protein 1-like protein
Exons: 2
Coding region: 1-1896 (631 amino acids)
Molecular function (GO): protein binding
Source: RefSeq, a predicted model, not a curated record